Molecule: messenger RNA, 1765 nt
Organism: Cynara cardunculus var. scolymus (artichoke)
Lineage: Eukaryota; Viridiplantae; Streptophyta; Magnoliopsida; Asterales; Asteraceae
Product: S-adenosylmethionine decarboxylase proenzyme-like
Exons: 4
Coding region: 510-1598 (362 amino acids)
Biological process (GO): spermine biosynthetic process; spermidine biosynthetic process
Cellular component (GO): cytosol
Molecular function (GO): adenosylmethionine decarboxylase activity
Source: RefSeq, a predicted model, not a curated record
ACACAAACCCUUGGUUUCUCCCUCGAUAUAUAAAUCAAUUGAAUUCCUUUCCUUCUCUAAAAAUCCCAAUUUCUAGGGUUUGAAUUUCCAGAUUUCCAUCUGUUGCAUUACAUUUGCUUGAUUUCAAUCGCAACUAAUCGGUGUAGAUCGAUCUCGAAGGGUUUUGAAUCUCGGCUUUUCGUUUCCAAAAUCUAUUUUUAAUUGACAAUUGAAUGUUCUAAUGGAGUCAAAAGCCGGCAAGAAGUCUAGUAGUAGUAAAUCCUUGUUUUACGAAGCUCCUCUCGGUUACGGAAUUGAAGACGUUCGACCAAACGGUGGACUCAAGAAAUUCAAAUCUGCUGCUUACUCAAACUGUGCUCGGAAGCCAUCCUGAGUUUCUCUGAUCUGUGCUACAUAACUCCUAGAUAGCAGCUAUUCAAUUCAAACCUUUUUUCAGUCUUUUAUUUGCAUUUUCUUUUCUCGUACUCGUUUUUUCUCUCUUUGCAACAAAAAAACAACUUUAAAGAAAGAUGGCGGUCGAAGUAUCCGCCAUUGGAUUCGAAGGAUAUGAAAAGAGGCUUGAAAUUACUUUUUCUGACCCUGGUCUCUUUGCUGACCCUGAAGGCAGAGGCCUCCGUUCCCUAACUAAGGACCAACUGGAUGAAAUUCUGGCACCGGCCGAAUGCACCAUUGUUUCUUCAUUAUCCAAUGAUUCAUUGGAUUCAUACGUUCUUUCGGAGUCUAGCCUCUUUGUUUAUCCAUUUAAGAUCAUCAUCAAGACCUGUGGCACCACAAAGCUGCUCCUUUCGAUCCCACCGAUACUAAAACUAUCUUCCCAACUUUCCCUCACUGUGAAAUCUGUGAGAUACACUCGUGGAAGCUUCAUAUUUCCUGGAGCUCAGCCAUUUCCGCACCGGAGCUUCACCGAAGAGGUUACAACCCUCAAUGGUUACUUUGGGAGUCUUGGAUCUGGCAGCAAAGCUUAUGUCAUGGGGGGUGCUGACAAGAAUCAGAAAUGGCACGUCUAUUCUGCUUCUUCAGCCGAAACGGCUGAUCACCCAGUUUACACUCUCGAGAUGUGCAUGACGGGUUUGGACAAGAAACAUGCAUCGGUGUUUUACAAGAACCAGUCGAGCUCUGCUUCCAUGAUGACGGAAGUUUCUGGUAUCCGCAAGAUUCUCCCAAAUUCCCAAAUCUGCGAUUUUGAGUUUGACCCGUGUGGGUAUUCGAUGAAUGCAAUUGAAUCUGAUGCCAUUUCCACCAUCCAUGUGACACCUGAAGACGGCUUCAGUUACGCUAGCUUUGAAGCGGUCGGUUACACCUUCAAAUCCGCUGUUGAUCUGACCCUUUUGGUCGAAAGGGUGUUGGCAUGCUUCCAGCCAAACGAGUUUUCUGUAUCGUUACAUGGAAACGACCGGAGGAAUCUUGAUUUGGGAAGUGGCAAUCUGAAUGUUAAGGCAUACUGUGUGACGGAAACAAGCUUUGAAGAUCUUGGUGACGGUGGUGGUUCGAUGAUUUAUUGUUUGUUCACGAGGGGAGGUAACAGCUGCGGGUCUCCGCGGUCGACCCUCCACGGGUGUUGGAGCGAGUACGAAGAUGAAGAACUGGAGAAGAAAUAAGGCUACCACUUGCAAUUUGGUACUUAAUAAUGUUAUUAGUUUUCUAGUGUGGUUAUGUUCUUCAGGGCUUGGUGUUUUUUGCUCAUUUACUGUUUGUUUUUUUUGGUUAUUGUGUUCUAUGGACCUACAUUUGCACCAUUAAUAAAAUCUGUGGGUAUGUUUAUAAA